This is a messenger RNA of Oryza brachyantha (malo sina), 1649 nucleotides long. Its product is annotated as FBD-associated F-box protein At4g10400-like. The record is from RefSeq and is a predicted model, not a curated record. The transcript has 3 exons. Lineage: Eukaryota; Viridiplantae; Streptophyta; Magnoliopsida; Poales; Poaceae. Bases 95 to 1441 code for a protein of 448 amino acids. Gene Ontology annotation, molecular function: protein binding.
CUUCGUUUGCCACGGUAGAUAUGCAAUUUUCUCCUCCCGACCCGGAUCCAUCGACGACAAGCCCUCACCUCCGAUUCCGCGCGGCACCGCUCCGAUGGGACGAGCCCCACGCAAGCGCCGCAGCCGCCGCCGACCGGCCGGCGGGGGAGCAGGGGGCCCCGACUACCUCUCGGGCCUCCCCGACGACGUCCUCCUCGCCAUCUUCUCCCGCCUCUCGACCCGCUACGCCGUCACGCUCUCCGUCCUCUCCCGCCGCUUCCGCAUCCUCGUCCGGGCCAAGUUCGGCCGCGUGGACUCGGCGUCCGUCGUCGACCCGACCCUGCCGCUCCCGUCGCUCGCCGCGCGGCCGUCCCUCCUCCGCCGCCUCUCCUUCAAGCCGCCCCGCGGGGUCUCCGCCGCCGCCUUCCACCGCCUCCUCGACGCUGCCGCCGACCGCGGCGUCUCCGAGCUCACCGUCCGCCUGCGUCGCAGCGGGUUCCUCCCCAAGAAUAUCCUCUCCAUCCGCACCCUCACCGUGAUCUCCCUCGACACCUGCGCGCUGCCGCGUUGGUGCCCAGCCGCGUGCCCCCAUCUCCGCACGCUCAAGCUCAUCCGCGUUGCCAUCCCCCAGCGGAUGAUCAACGUCGUCCUCGAAGCAGCGCCCGUGCUCCAGACGCUGGAGAUGGUGUACUGCGUGGGAUUCGCCGGGAGCUGCAUUAUGGAGUCGUCCGCUGUAAGGAACCUCCUGUUCAAGCCAGCUCUGGAGCAGCGCGGGGUUAGGAUGAAGAUGGUGGGGCUGAGGACGGUCGCGCUGUACACGCGACCCAAGGUGCAGGUGGUGCGGUUGGAUCCUGCACCGGAGAUCAGGAAGGCAUACCUGCACAUCGCCAGGCCGCGUAACAGACUGCAACUCAGGAUCCGGCCGUUCUUAGAUGCUGGCACAGGGUUGACAUGCCUCACGCUCAGAGGCAUUGCCAUUAAGUUGUUGUCAUCUGAAUAUAAAGAAACUCCAAAGUUGGCAGUUACAUUUGAAGACUUGAGAAUACUGUCGGUGAGCUUGGAUUUCUCAAAUGAAUCAGAACUUAUUUUCCUUCUGAAGCUGCUUGAGAGUUCUCCCAAUCUGCAACAGUUGACUCUCUCGGCUGCUGAUGCAAAAGAGGACGCUGCAUCGCCAAAUUUUGCUGAUCAUGAGGAGAGGCUUGCAGAGAUAUCAUGCCUAACCGAGAGCCUGGAACAACUCAGGUUUCUUGGAUUCAAGCCUCAACGGUACCAGAAGGAACUCCUUAUCUUUCUGCUAACCCAAGUAACGAACCUGAAGAAGAUGGGGUUGGAGUUUCCAAAAGACCAAGAAGCUGCUGUGAGGAGAAUUUUGAAAGUAAGGAGAGCCCCCGCAAAGAAGAUAACUACCAAGUACAAGAACUACUUGGAGUUAGAGUAUCCUUUGGAGCCCAACAACGCAUAGGGCUUCCAGGACACUACGUGAUUCGUACCUACAUUCUCUCCCUAGACUUUACGCUCAUAGGUUGCAAUUCUUCUACAGAAUUCACACGAUGGAAAAGUUUCAUUCAUUGGCUUCAGCGUGUAGCAAAACAUUAGAGAUGCGUUAUUGCUUUGUGCGUCAUGUAGUAUUCGAUUGUCUGGUUGCAAUGUAAUACAGGGAACUAUGAGAA